Messenger RNA from Carcharodon carcharias (great white shark), 2487 nucleotides. RefSeq names its product PHD finger protein 1-like. NCBI's taxonomy places the organism in Eukaryota, Metazoa, Chordata, Chondrichthyes, Lamniformes, Lamnidae. The record is from RefSeq and is a predicted model, not a curated record. The coding region runs from base 496 to 2256 and encodes 586 amino acids. The transcript is spliced from 17 exons.
GAAAUUAGCUGCAGUCUGCGUCACAGGAAGAUGGCGACUGGCAGGGCUGGUGGAGUCGUGUGUUGUAUGUUUUUACCCGAGUUGAAAAACCUCCCUGCAAAGCAGCCACGUGCAUAAAGAGAGAGAGAGAAGCUGGGACAGGAGAGAAGAAGGUGCAGCAGUCCAUUGUGGGUGUGUGCCCUUGCAGCUCCAGCGGAGCGUCUGAUCUGCGGCUCGUCCAAACCGUGGCGAAGGACAGGUUGGGAUCGUGCUCCGCAGUUGGCAGCAGCCGGUCCCGUGUGUCCGACAGGACUUUGAGCAUUGGGAGCAUCCUGUUUGUACCACGUAAUGUUCUCACCGUGCCAGGGUCAGCACUACAUACUGUGCAGAGAACUCACUGCUAGAUGCCAACCUGAGGGAAGAGAGGACAUCUUCGGACCUCAAGCGGAACCCCUCUUUUAACCCAGUGGAUCCCCACCUCAGUCUACCGGCCCACCCCACCCCUUGCCAAACAUCAUGGAGGGUGGGCCUGUGGGGAAAAGUCCAAAGGCCAAAAGAAACAGGGCGUCAGUGAGCAAAUCCAAAGCAAGAGCAAGCCGGGCUGGUGCCAAGACACGUCUGUGGGAAGGUCAGGAUGUGUUGGCCCGGUGGACUGAUGGCUUACUGUACCUGGGGAACAUCCGGAAGGUGGAGCGGUGGAAGCAGAUCUGUCUCGUUCGGUUUGAGGACAACUCUGAGUUCUGGGUGUUGUGGAAGGACAUCUAUCCCUCCGCCCUCCCCGGGACAGAACACAUCUGCUGCCUCUGCAAAGAAGCCACCCCCAGCCAGGGCAAUCGGAUUAUGAACUGCGCCAAGUGCAAGCAAGGGUACCAUCAGGAAUGCCAUGCCCCCAAGAUCGAGGCUGAUGGCGGAAUCCUGCCCUCUUGGAUUUGCCGUGCGUGUAUCUUUGCUGUAGCCACCAAGAAAGGAGGUGCCUUAAAGAAGGGACCGUAUGCCAAAGCCAUGCAGUCCAUGAAACGGGUGCUUCCCUAUCAGCUCAAGUCACUCGAGUGGGACCCCCAGCAUCUCACCAAUCAGCAGCAAUGCUACUGCUACUGCGGAGGCCCUGGAGAGUGGAAUCUGAAGAUGCUGCAAUGUUGUCGGUGUCAGCACUGGUUCCACGAGGCCUGUACCCAGUGCCUGAGCAAGCCGCUACUCUACGGGGACAGAUUUUACUUAUUCAUGUGCUGUGUCUGUACUGGUGGUGCAGAGUUUGUGAAGCGACUACCGCUGGAGUGGGUCGACAUUGCGCACCUGAUCCUCUACCACCUCAGCACCUGCUGCAGGAGGAAAUACUUCGACUUUGAGCGAGAGAUCUUGGCGUUUGCCAAUGAGAACUGGGAGAACCUGCUGGUCGGCCAGCUGUCCACUGCCUCAAAGUCGGAACGCUACGAACAGAUCCUAAAUGCCCUGAACAGCCAUAGGAACAGAUUUGUGUCCGGGAAAGAGAUUAAGAAAAAGAAGUGCAUCUUCGGCCUGCAGGAGAGGCUCCCACCUCAGCCUCCGCCCGCUGCCACACUUUGCGAGAUCGCCAACCAGCUGAUGGCGACCUCUGCCAGCUCGACCUCCAACAGGUCCAUGCUCGAGGGGGUGAAGAAGCUGAAGGCCAAGAGACCCCCUCGCCACCGGGACCCUCAGGAUCUGUACGAGCUGAAGACCAGGCGAGCACGUCGACUGCUGCAGAAAGCCAUCACUCAGAAUGUGGUAGCGAGUCCUUCCAGCCCCAACCAGUCCUACCAGGGCUGCAGAGGCAGCAACAGCACGUGUCCCAUCCGGGAGAAUACAGAGAGGACGCCUCCAAAGAUGAUGUACGCGUCGUUUCAGCCAUCCUCGAACAACGUUCGCAGCCUGGAGUCGUCCUCGUCGUCCUCGCUCGAGUAUGGCGAGAACUCGGGCAGUCAGGCCAAGGCUGUCAGCGCUGGCGGCCGGCUAUCGGAUGGCGAAGAGGGCGCGGACGAGCAUCCACUCGACGCUGCCGAGACGGAGCAGGAGGACGAGGAAGAGGAGGACGAGGAGGAGGACGACGACGGUUCCGACAACCUGAUGGACACCCGGUCCCAGUGUGACUCCAGCGACGAUGACCUGCCCCUCUCCUACCUGCGCUCAUCCGUCAACAGUUACUUCGGGGCGAUGGGCAGACUGGCGCGGGGCGAGACGGUGCGAAUCCUCGCCCGCAGGCUCACCCUGGACAACAAAGUGCAGUACCUGGUGGAGUGGGGCGGCUCCUCCAUCUUUUAGCGCACGUUCAGAUUCUGGGCGGUUCCAGUAGGCGAGGUGGGGUGGGGAGAGACUAGGAGCCAAGUGCUAACCUGAGGCAGCUUAUUUUAAAUUGGACUCUGAUAGGCGUUGGGGAUUAACGCGCACGGUUUUUAAUCUCUCAAAGUCUUUGCGCUUGAUUUCGAUUGUCCACUGUCGUAGGAUCCUGGAGCACGUGCUCACUCAGAGGCAAACCUGCCUCGGGGCAGGGGA